AUGACUGAAGCUGAAACAGUAUGCAUUCGAACCUGCCAGAUGACAUCAUAUCCUGAAGAAAUCCAGCGUUUAACAGAUAACAAGAAGGUAUCGCCGCCUGUUAAACAGCUUAAGCUUUUCAUGAAGGACAAUGUGGUUCGCUGUGGUGGACGCAUUCAUAAUGCAGCCUUAGAAGAAGAGGCGAAACUUCCGAUUUUGCUGUCGGCAAAGCAUGCAUUCACGCACCAUGUAGUCAAAGACGCCCAUGAGAGGUUACACCAUGCCGGACCCAGCUCAACUAUAACACUUUUGAGAGGAAAAUACUUGAUACCAGCUAUACGUCCAUGCGUUCGUUCGGUAUUACGAAAGUGCGAGACCUGCAGAGAGGUUUCUGGUAGACCAUACAAAGCACCAGACCCUCCUCCAUUACCGAAGACAAGAUUGUCAGACGUAGCCACGUUCACCUAUACAGGUGUUGACUAUUCCGGAGCUCUUAGUGUACGUGACAAUAACGGAAAUGACAUUAAAAGAUACAUAUGUCUGUUUACCUGCGCCAGUACGAUAGCCGUUCAUUUGGAACUGGUACCAGAUCUGUCGGCGGAGUCAUUCCUGUUUGCAUUUAGGCGCUUCUGUAGUCGCAAAUCAACAUAA
Dreissena polymorpha is the source of this 630-nucleotide messenger RNA. RefSeq lists its product as uncharacterized. The transcript has a single exon. Bases 1 to 630 code for a protein of 209 amino acids. NCBI's taxonomy places the organism in Eukaryota, Metazoa, Mollusca, Bivalvia, Myida, Dreissenidae. Gene Ontology annotation, molecular function: nucleic acid binding. The record is from RefSeq and is a predicted model, not a curated record.